UGCAGGAAAUGUGUAAGAGGGAAACUCUGAAACUUACCACCAACUUUCCUCCUCUCUUCGCGCACACACUGAGAUCACCCACGGCUGAGACCUGCUCACACAAAAUAAAAGUCAUGAAAAGGCCUAAAGACGCGUUUAAAGGCUGUGUUCUGCAGUUUUGUGGACUACAAGUGGCAUGAGCGCCCCCAGCAGUUUAACAGUAGAAGAUGCAGGGAGUCUUUGCAAGAUUGUGUGUGGUGGUGGCCGCUACCAUCUUCAACCCGCUCCUGUUUCCGCAUGAGAACACCACCGUACCAGAACAGGAUGACCAACUCCUAACUCGCAUGAGAGAACACGAGGAGAAACUAGCCCUAGAACAAGCCAAGUUAGACAAGGAACUAUCACAAAUUGAACACAAGCAAGAGGAACCCCACACUGAACCUGAUUAUAGCUGGUACUUCUGGAGCAUGGUUUCAUUUGUAAUAUUUCUAACUAUUGAGCUGUGCAGAGGGAAUUUGUCUGACUUGGAAUUCUGUUCAAUUGAAGAUGAAAAUGAAAGUGAAACUACAAGUCCAAGAUCUAUGGUGCUCAGUAAGCAUAUCCUACAAAACUUCUGCGAAAGAUGCACUUUGGCUCACGAAAACAGUCGGCUGAAGGAGUUUGUGGAAGGUUUUGCAGAUGACCUACUCGAAGCACAUAGAGGCAUUUCUGAGAUGGGGACAGAGAUGGAAGUUGGGGACUUUGUUGGCGUAGGAAGCAUGUUUGAAUCCUGGCAAGUGUGCAAGCCAAUGACAUGCGACCUUAUUGUACCAUUUUCACCUCCGGAUCCAUACUACUUCCAGUUUAACUUUUCAGAUAUCCCCCCAAAUAUGCAAGGAAGUGGCGUGAUCACAGUUUCCAGAUUUGGGGACGAAGGAUGUCUCUGUUGCUCAACCAGUCUUGGAGAAGACAUGAUUUGCCUAUUGCAUCCCAGUAAUAACAACUCAAAACCUGAACGAAGCUCAGAUGAACUCCUGUGCUCCAAAAACACAAAUUUCCUAUCCAAACAGCAAGUCAUGAAGUGGUUUCAAAUCUCCAUAACCAAAUCGUGGAGUCGAAUUUGUCAUAAAUACGACUUUGAGCUAACGUUUCGCAAUCUCGACACUGCUGGUGCAUUCAAAAUACGACUACCAUCCGGAAAAGUCAUAGUUCUGAACCUCAUCCCUGCAGUGCAAUUUGAAGAUAGCGAUGCAUAUUUUGUAACUCAUUUUCCGUCAAAUUAUGAUUCUAUUCUGGAGGACCCUUUCUGGCCACUUUCUUUGGCUGUAUCUGAGAAAAAGAUACUGAAAUAUUAUACAAAACGAUUACCAAAAAAUUCCUGUCUUUUGCACUGCCUUCAAAUUGUUACCUUUCUUCACAGCAAGCAAACAAGCCUGACUGGGAAGAGCGCUCUGACUGGCUAUCACUUCAAAACUGCUCUAUUUCAUUUACUGAUAAAUAAACGGCCUUAUGUGUGGACUGUUGAUAAAAUUGACCAAAGACUCCGGGAUGUACUUGAUUUCAUGAAAAGGAGCCUUCAGGAGAAAAGACUCAAUCAUGCACUGGUUGGAAACUGUAAAAUACCAAAAGAUAUUCAGAUACCGCAGGUGUUUUUGAAGUCGGAUCCAAUCAACUUGUUUCGUUGUUUAGUACUGGACAAGGCGCUUUAUGAAGCCACUCUGACACAUUUUCAGGAGAUGUUGAGAAAUGGACCUGCUCUUUUGCAAGAAUAUACACCAACAAUGACCAAUGGGGGGAUGAUCCUCAGGCUAAAUGAAAUAUUAUGAGUUCAAUAUAAAAAUUAUUAGAGAUAGACUGAUAUAGACUUAGACUAAGACUUUAUUAAUCCACACAGGAAAUUAUUUGGACACAGUAGCUCACACAACACAAUAUAUUAUAAUAACAAUGACCAAAAGUAUAAAUGAUAAUAAUAAAUUCAAAAUAGGUAGCCGAUAUUUUUGGGCCGAUAUUAAUGGUCGAUUUUGAUUAUUUUCCCCAAAUUCUGUAAUCUAAAUUUACUAAAAACUAACCCACACCCCCUUUUUAAUCUCGCACCUAUAAGAGCGGAGUAGUUACGUUUUGUGCCGUAAUCUCUUCGCACUAAAAUUUUCAAAUAUUUCUAAAUCUUACAUAUAUUCUUUAGGCAGCUGGUCAGCCAAAACAACAAAUUUGCCUGUGCUGGAGAUUUAAGGCUGAUAGCCAAUACACAAAAAAGAGCAAAUAUUAUAUCUCUUAAAUCUCUUUUACAUACAUUAUUGGCAACAAAGAAUAAUAUUGAUACUCUUUUUACAUACAUUUAUUAUUUAAAAAUAUGUAGUUUUGUUUUUUUAUACACAUAUAUAUAUUUAAUGUCUUAAAAAUUUACAUUUUUAUAUAUAUAUUUGUAGAAGCAGAUAUUUUCUUUUAUGCUGGUCAUAAUAAUAAGUCUACAUGUUUUCUGUAUUGCACGCUGAUGGCAGCUACAUUUAUAGUAUUGGAUUUCUUCAUAGUGAUGUCAACUCUUUGGUGGAGCACUGUUUUAACAUCUCCACCCAAAUAGAAAUGAAGAAAGAAAAGACUUAAGUCAGUGUUUUACUUUUUUAUUCAAAAUGACUGAAGUUAAGUGUAUCUUGUUGUAAAAAAAAAAAAAAAAAAAAACAAUAAUUGAAAUGGAUGGGUUUUCAGUGUUUACAGGCCAUAGUCAUAGUCUGGUUUGCCAUCAACAUAAGCAGUCUUAAACAAAGCCUGUGCUGUAUGAAAAGCUUUGACAGCAGGAUCCUCUUGCAUAAGCAUAACUUUUUUAGUUCAGGAGUGCUGUCCAGAAGACUGAAAGACAAAAGGAAAAAUUUACAUUUUUAGUGAACUGUGUUAGCCAUGUUUGUAAUGUACAAUCAAUUACAAGAGAAUGCAUAUGUAUGUGUAAAUAAUCAUUUUUAAAAACUUACUGUUUGAGAUCAAAGGUCUCAAGUCUCAAAUCAAACCACGGCCACAUCAUGUAAACACUAUAAUGAAGUCACCACCAGAAACACAAAACUUUAACCAUUUUCCAUUCAUGUCUAACUAGUUGAUUAAAGUAAAGAACAAAUGUUCUUCACACCU
Molecule: messenger RNA, 3075 nt
Organism: Boleophthalmus pectinirostris (great blue-spotted mudskipper)
Lineage: Eukaryota; Metazoa; Chordata; Actinopteri; Gobiiformes; Gobiidae
Gene: itprip
Product: inositol 1,4,5-trisphosphate receptor interacting protein
Exons: 2
Coding region: 207-1784 (525 amino acids)
Cellular component (GO): membrane
Source: RefSeq, a predicted model, not a curated record